Messenger RNA from Paramormyrops kingsleyae, 2227 nucleotides. RefSeq names its product NADPH oxidase organizer 1b (gene noxo1b). Gene Ontology annotation, cellular component: cytoplasm. Gene Ontology annotation, molecular function: superoxide-generating NADPH oxidase activator activity; phosphatidylinositol binding; protein binding. The record is from RefSeq and is a predicted model, not a curated record. Lineage: Eukaryota; Metazoa; Chordata; Actinopteri; Osteoglossiformes; Mormyridae. Gene Ontology annotation, biological process: superoxide anion generation.
UUAUUAAAUUCUAAGCCCUUUUAAAAUUUGUCUCGUGAUCCUCAUUUUAAAAUCUUAGCUCAAGACAAAACGUUUUAUUUGUAAUGUUACAUUAGAUUAAGGGUUCGCCAGCUCAGUAUACGUUCGUCACCUGUUAUUGUAUAACGUCGGUAUUUUUGGUUUUUAUGUGCACCUAUUUUCCGUAUUUGUGAAAUACGUAUGACGUCUCAUCAACUCCGCCUUAUUCCAGUGUUAUAAAACGGGACUUGAGAAGUUGAGAGUCAAGAGUUGAUAUUCUGCUUUGAACUCUAUAGUACUGUAGGUUACAGUCGCAAAAAUGAAUGAUCAGCGUUUUCCUUUACGUGUUAGACUCACUGGAGUGAUGUACAAGGACGCGGACAAGAGGUUCCUGACUGUGGUGCUUUGGUCAGAUGAGAGUGAAAUUAUUAUUUACAGGUCUUUUCAGGAAUUCAAGAAACUGCACAAGAGUUUGAAACGGAAACUUGCUACAGAAAGCCGGUUUCGUAAAUCAGAGCGGGUCCUUCCCAGGUUUCCAGCAAAAACCAUAACGCAUAACCUUCAAAGAAAGGGUCCGAGCAGGUCGAUGCUCCGCUUGAAGUACAUGGAGAAUUACUGUACCGAGCUGUUGGCAUGUGGACACAACAUCGUUCAGAGUUUCGAGAUGAUACAGUUCUUCACGCCGCAAAAUCACGAUCUACAACCGGAUUAUGCUAAAAAUAGUAUUGUAAUCAUGCCAUCGGAAGACAUCGGAAGCCAAGACACAGAUUAUGUGGACAGCAAGCGUCUCAGUUUUGGUAACAUAUCCCAGCCCUUCCUAUCUGAGACGUACCGUUGUGUCGGCGCAUACGAAACCAAAGAUACAAAGAACAGGCCGUUCAGCGUAGCUGUAAACGAGACUGUGGAUGUGCUCAUCAAAGACAAAGGAGGCUGGUGGCUUGUGGAGAACACGGAGAAGCACCUGGCUUGGUUCCCGGCGCCUUAUCUAGAGAGCUGCGAGGAUGAUGAUGAAGAAGAUGACCUGAGUGAGUGCCCUAUGGAAGGCAGGCUGUACUGUAUGGCAAGAUGCUAUCGGGCCACCAAAGAAGACGAGGUGUCUGUGAACAUCGGCUCUGUCGUCGAGGUGCUUCAGAAGUCUGCCGACGGCUGGUGGUUCAUCAGGCACAAAGGAAAUGCUGGCUAUGUGCCGUCCAUGUAUCUACGGCCAUACUGCAACCCCCACUUGCGCUUUCAGGCGCUACAGAAGGACAUGCGCAGCUCCAGCCUAUGUCUGGCACAACUGCACCUCCAAGAGGCAGCGCCGGGUCUUACUCCACCCAAGGGGGACAGCCUCAGGCCCACCUUCAUACCAAGGUCCCAGUCCAUGGAACUUCUGUCUGCUAGCCCCAUCCGAUCAAUCACGGAGGAGCCAGCAACAGGCAAAGAUUGCGAAGGCAGGCCGAGCGUGGCCAGCGAGGGCAGUGAGCUGAGCUUUAGCGAUGACUGUGGUUCCCUCUGCGGCAGCUCCGUCAGCACAAGCUGCUCUGACAAAGAGGAGCAGAGGCCAGGCUCCCAGGCGGCCAACAGCCAUGGUGACCAGGCCGAUGGGCGAAAGCUGUCCAGCACCACCUCAGUUCCGAAGGUGCCUCCACGCCCAAGAGUCCAGGAGAUUUUAUCCCGCUGUACAACUAUUACUCGCAAGGCUGCCCAGACCUACGUAGCCAGCCAGUUAAUGGAACAUGGAGAGAGAGAGAUUUGCUAAACUCCAGGUACAGGACAUUAAUAAGCUUAGGCCUAAAGUAUUAUCUGUUUCAGUUAUGAUGUUUAUAACUUUAUAUUUAUGAAAUACAAAUUUUUAAUGAAAUAGUCUAUUUUAUACUGUAGUCCAAGUUUUUAUUUUAUAAGCACAGUAAUUCAUUUUAGGCUGAUUUCUAGAAGAUGAUUAAAUGUAGUAUCACAUGAAUUUUUUUAUAUUUAUAAGUUUAGUUAGUAUUUCAAAUACUGUGUUAACAUAAAUGUCCGGCAAAGAUGGUUUCUGUAGUGCUCAUUUCUCUUCAUAUGCUGUCAUACAAUGGUCUAAUCUUUAUUCAAAUAUUCCUUUAUCAUUUGUUUUUUCCAUACUGGAAAGCAUUCUUGUGUUUUAUAUGCAUCUUACUCCUCUGCUGUUAUUCAGUUCACUGUGCCACAGUAAAUUAUUCUGCAAAGCUAUAUAUUUAUUGAUAGUACCUAAUAAAAUUGUGCAAUUUCAGUA